Messenger RNA from Dracunculus medinensis (Guinea worm), 699 nucleotides. The record is from the annotation of a GenBank genome assembly. NCBI's taxonomy places the organism in Eukaryota, Metazoa, Nematoda, Chromadorea, Rhabditida, Dracunculidae.
AUGAGUGGUGGUAUAUUUCAGUCACCGAAUUAUCCGAUCAUAUUUUCUGAUGAAAAAUGUUUUAUAUAUCAGUUUAUUGCACCUACUAAUUACAUUGUCCAAACAAUUUUCAGUUUCUUCAAUUUAUCACCUCGUCGUAAUGAUAGGAUUUAUGAUCAAACAAUGGAAGGCAGAAUUGAUGAAGCGACACCGUAUAGUCAUGAACUUUGUGGUGUGGAAAUUGCAGCAGGCACAGCAUUUUAUUCCUUAACGAGUUAUCUUGUCUUUCAUUUACGAUUAUCGCAUGGAAUUAAAGGAUUUCAUGGAACAUACAAAUUUGUCGCCAAAGGAAAAUUUCGAAUGAAUGCUACAGAAGUACAGCCGUGUCGCUAUAGUAUGGAUUUUCUCGAAGGGAGCAUAUUUUCUCCGCAAUAUCCCUACAGCUAUCCAUCAUUAGUUAAUUGCUCCUAUUAUUUUCCAAAUCGGAAUUCAAUGAAACUAGUGCUUUCUUUAGAUUAUCUUGAUUUGAAUACAGAUUCGUGUAGAGCGGAUUUCAUCGAUAUUUAUCAAAUGCAGCCUAAGGUAUCCAAGAAAAUACCUUUUCAGAUUCAUUUGGAUAGACUUUGUUACGAUUCUAUUCCUCCCUAUUCAAUUUCGUCGAGAAAUGGGUUGAUUUUACAGUUCCACUCGGGAAUAAACGACAAAAAACAAGUAUGUUGA